Messenger RNA from Carya illinoinensis, 832 nucleotides. RefSeq lists its product as uncharacterized. The transcript is spliced from 2 exons. The record is from RefSeq and is a predicted model, not a curated record. The coding region runs from base 108 to 701 and encodes 197 amino acids. Lineage: Eukaryota; Viridiplantae; Streptophyta; Magnoliopsida; Fagales; Juglandaceae.
AGGCAAUCCACGCUUAACGAAGAGACCAUCUACUUACCACAAAACUAGCUAUCUCUUCUUUCUCCCUUCUCUACUGCACUCUUCUGAUCUCUUUCGGCUCUGAACCCAUGGCCUCUCCCAGACUAAUUAUUACUCUUCUUCUUUUUGUGCUUGUUCAUGUCUUUGUUUUGCUUUCUCCCCCGGUGCACUGUAAUGAGAAUGAAGACAAUCUUCUUCAGGGCAUUAACAGUUUCAGGCAAGCAGCAAUACAGCCGCCCCUCGUAAAAAAUGGGAAAGCAGAUUGCCUCGCCGAUGAAAUUGCCAACGAGUUAGAGGAUGAGUCUUGCACCAGCACCACCAACGGCGCCAGCAUUGUGCCAAGCUCCAACACCCGACUUUCCGAUUUCCCCAAGCACUUAGACAAGUGCAAAAUCAACGCCAACUCCACGGCAGACGCAAUCAUAAUGUCUGUUUGUGUGCCCGAUUUGGUCCCAACUCUUGUGCUUACUAACUAUACGCACACACCAUUAGCAAAGUAUCUAAACAAUUCCAAGUAUACUGGAGUCGGGGUUGGUUCUGAGGAUAAUUGGAUGGUGGUCGUUUUGACAACAAACACCACGACAGGAAGUUUUUCUGGGGCUCUCUCUUUGGUUCCAAAGGUUGGUUUUGGUCACUACAUGGUGUCUUCGUUGUUGGGGUUGUUUUUCCUCUUUGCAAACUGAAAUUGCUCUGUUGGGGAAAAAGGGUAUAUGUUUAUGCAGUUUCUGGUUGUGUAAAUUUGUCAUGACUCAUGAACUUGGACUUACUACAAUCUCUUGACAUCUCCUCGAUCGUAACAGACUAUUUUCCCUUA